AUGGGGUGCGCUUGUGGCGAGGUGGGCCUCUUCGUGAUGGGCCGCGGCGGCCUGGAGGCCGCGCCCUCCCCUGAGCUGCUGUUCACCAACGCUGAGGACGCCGCGGAGGGCGGCGCCAUGGCGGCCGCGGGCGCGGCCAUCGGGGCGGUGCUGGAGGGGGCGCGGCCUCUGCUGGUGGAAAUCCAGGCGCUGUGCAGCCCCAGGCAGCAGGUGGCGGGCCCUGGCGGCGGCGGCGACGAUGAUGACGAAGAGGAUGAGGAAGAGCGCGAGGACGGCGGCGGCGGGGGCGGGUACGGCGGCGGCGGCUAUGGUGGCUUCGGGGGGCGGCGGCAGCGGGAGCCCCCUGCGCUGCCGUUGAUGCGCGUCGUGACCGGGUUUAGGGACCGCUCCCGCGUGAGCAUGCUGAUGGAGGUCCUGGCCAAGCACACCACCAUCAAGACCCAGGCCGUCAACGUGCACGUCAACGUGGUGGGGGGCUACCGGGUGGACGCCUCAGAGACGGCGGCGGACCUGCCCCUGCUGGCGGCGGUGGCCAGCUCCUACCUGGACGCGCCCCUGCCCCCCAGGACGCUGGUGGUGGGGGAGGUGGGGCUCAGGGGGGAGCUGCGGGGCACGGCAAACAUGGAGCUGCGGCUGCUGGAGGCGGCGCGGCUGCGCUACCAGCUAGCGGUGGUGCCCGCGGCCAGCAGGGUCGGCCUCACACAGCAGGAGCUGGGGGGGAUGAGAGUCGUGGCUGCGCGCACGGUGGGGCAGGCACUGGAGGCGCUGUUUGGGCCGAGUGUGCUGCCACGCCAGCAGCGGGCCAGCAGCGGGGGCGGCAGCGGCGGUGGUGGGGCCGCCGCGGCAAGACGGCAGCGACGCGCUGCUGUGCAGCCGCUGUCGUCGGCCGCUUUUGCAUCUGAUGAGUGA
Monoraphidium neglectum is the source of this 909-nucleotide messenger RNA. Its product is annotated as putative DNA repair protein rad. The record is from RefSeq and is a predicted model, not a curated record. NCBI's taxonomy places the organism in Eukaryota, Viridiplantae, Chlorophyta, Chlorophyceae, Sphaeropleales, Selenastraceae. The transcript is spliced from 4 exons. The coding region runs from base 1 to 909 and encodes 302 amino acids. Gene Ontology annotation, biological process: recombinational repair.